Messenger RNA from Lytechinus pictus (painted urchin), 4841 nucleotides. RefSeq names its product MMS19 nucleotide excision repair protein homolog. NCBI's taxonomy places the organism in Eukaryota, Metazoa, Echinodermata, Echinoidea, Temnopleuroida, Toxopneustidae. Gene Ontology annotation, biological process: iron-sulfur cluster assembly. Bases 64 to 3105 code for a protein of 1013 amino acids. The transcript has 22 exons. Gene Ontology annotation, cellular component: cytosolic [4Fe-4S] assembly targeting complex; MMXD complex. The record is from RefSeq and is a predicted model, not a curated record.
UUGCUUCUGAUAUCCUACGGAAAAAAAAUUUAGAUACAUAUUUUAUUUCUUGUUCAAUUCAAGAUGGCAGCCACCAUGUGGACCGAGGCGAUUGAAAACUACGUUCGUGGCGAACAAAAAGAAGCUUUGAAGUUGAUUACCGCAGAAAUCACAAAUGGACAGAAAACAGUUGAUGAUUUUGUUGACAGUAUGGGAACCUACCUGAUGAGUACGGAAACCAGGAUCCGUGCCAGAGGGGUGGAAUUAAUGUCUGAAGUACUGACAAGUUUACCAAGAACUUUCCUGAACCAGCAACAGAUUCAAGUCCUGAUUGAGUUUCUCUGUGCUAGGCUGUUAGACCACCACUCUAUCACCCAACACACUCUUAAAGGGUUCCUGGCAAUGACUUCUCAGUCCAGCUUCCCUGCCAGUUUGUCAGUUCAGGUGAUGACAGCAAUCUUCAAAGAGGUCCAGGUCCAGACCAUGCUACAGGUCGACCGUAGAACAGUCUACAACAUCAUAUCAAACCUACUUAGGACUAGCCUUACAGAGCUACAAGGCAUGGGGUCAGAGUUCGUCCUCGGCUUCCUCCAUGCUAUGGACGGUGAAAAGGACCCAAGGAAUCUCAUCCUCUUAUUCAACAUCCUACCGACCGUCAUCAACAACUUCAAGAUAGAUAUGUUCAUUGAAGAGACUUUUGAGGUUGUGGCCUGCUACUAUCCUGUCGACUUUCACCCUCCGCCCAAUGAUCCUUACGGUAUCUCAAGAGAGACACUGGCACAGAGCCUCAAGACAUGUCUCUCCAGUACCCCUAAAUUUGCGCAGUUUUGUCUGCCAAUGAUCAUGGAGAAGUUAAGUUCAGACUUACAGACAGCACGUUUAGACUCCUACCAGCUGUUACAAGCAUGCGCACCGGUCUACAGUCGGGGUGAUAUCAUGUCCUACAUAGAAGCUAUCUGGUCAUAUUGCAGGAAAGAGUUGAUGCUAGGUAUCAGUGUAGAGUUAGACCAGGAGGCUGCAAAGACAUUAGGUGCCGUGGUAAAAGCGGUAUCAUCCGGUAUCCAGUCAACGUCUGGUGGUAGUGGGGACGGAGAUCUGAAUUCAUUCCUCAGGAAUAUAUUAACAGAAUGCAGGCAGCAUCUUUGUGAACCAGACCAUCGGAUGAUCCAUCCCUGCAGUAAGCUUCUGGUUGCCAUAGCAGCAGCAUCAUACCCAGCAUGCAUUGCCAUUCUCAAGUAUGCCGUCCCCAUCCUCCUAGAUCAGUUCAAUAUAUUUGACCAGACUAGAGAAAGAAUGGUCCUAUUAGACAUCCUUGAGAGACUCCUUCACUCCAGUCAGGGCCACAUCAAGGAACCAGAGGAUUGGAGAACCGUCUUUGCCCAUCACGUGGACACUGUAGUGACCACUGUCCUGUCCAGUCUUGCCAGGGACCAGGGUGUGCCGGACCUCAGGAAGGUUGGACUAGGAACCCUGAGGGAAAUGGUCCAGGUCCCAAUUCUUAUGGACCAGAGUAGGCUGGAACUUGUGGGACAAGAACUGACAAGGGUUCUGCUAGAAGAAGGAGAUGAGGGUGUUAGGUAUGAGUGCAUAAAGACGGUAUCUAGCCUUGCCAAAAGACACACAGACUUUGUCAAGUCAAUAAUACUUACAUCUUUAUGGACCACUGCACAAAGAGGGGGUUCAGGAUACCAAAGAACAGUAGUUGACAUGGCAACCAUAGUAACAAAUACGUCAGAUGACCUCAGCAGGUCGCUGACCUCCGAGCUUAUGUCAGAAAUAUCUAAGCCAGAAUUAAGUUCUGACCAGCAUCUAGUGUAUCUUGCCACGUUAAAAACCUUGACGGCCAAUCUUUCCAGUACACCUUCAAAUCUCGAGUCCCUCCUAGCAUCUGUUGUCUACCCUUUACUUAAAAUGGUUGUGUCCGCCACUCUACAAUCCAGUACUGAAGCUGGGAUCAGUCCACAUUGUUGUGGGGCGGUUCUGGUUGCCAUUGCAAAAGUGAUUAGAGUGGUUGUUCCAAAAUUAGAUAACAGUAUGGGGAUUAAGCUAUGCCAGUGUGCUAUUGACGUAUUCCUUCAUGGGAAGUUAAGCAGUUUGGAGCUGACGAAACACAACACGCCCUUCUUACCAUUGGAACCUCAUGCACCAGGCCACCAGACACAGCUUGUCACAGUACUCCAACCGAUAGUGUGUUCCCUGAGGAGAGAGAUCCAUAUACCAUCUUCCAAACAACUGAUGUCAAGUCUACUUCACAUAUCAGCUCACAGUCCUGUGUGGUUGACCAGUACCUGGGCUACUAAGGCUUUAGCUGGAGUCAUUAAUAAGCACCAAGCAGGGUCAGAUUCAGAUGAAGUCUUAGUUGAAGCAGAGAGUCUUUUGGGUCGAGCAAUAUCUAGCAUGGAAGAAGGAUCAAGCAAAGAAAGAGCUCUAAUGGCCUGGGUCUUGCUUACCAAGGCUCUUGUGAUGCGUUCCCACCCCAAGGCAACCACAUUCCUCACCACACUACUCAGACUUCUUGAAGAUGAAGAUCUUGGUGAUCAGGUCCCUCAAACCCUUGGCAUGCUCCUGGAAGACAUGGAGGAUGUACUGAGUGAGGACCUUCACUCAGACAUCAAGAUCAUGUACAAACAGAGGGUCUUCCUGCAGGCUCUUCCAUUCGUCAUGGCUCUUUUUAAGAAAGAUAACCUGCAAACAAGAGCCAUCACAGCCCUGUGCCAUCUACUCCCCAGCAUACCCCGCCCUGUCCUGCUGGCAGAGUUACCCCCCAUCAUACCCCGCCUUGUGCAGUCCCUUAGGGUGACGGACCCACGCCCCACCCUACCCAUCUUGGACAUCUUGGAGUCUCUACUUGGGGAAACACUGCCCUCAUUGGUGGAUCAGAUUGAUAACCUUAUACCAACCCUCUUGGAGCUGAGUUCCUACCAAGCUUCUUUGAAAGUACGCAUAGCAUCUCUAAAGUGUAUUGGGGCUGUUACCUCUUUCCCACAUCAUAUAAUUUAUCCACAUCAGGAGACAGUGGUCAGAGCAUUAGCACCAAGGCUGGACGAUAAGAAGAGACUGGUCAGACAGGAGGCCAUCAAGGCACGAACAAAAUGGAUUCUGCUGCAGCAAGACACAAAGAGAUAAUACAACAUUGUAUUGUACCAUCUUUUGGUAAGACGUCAAUCAUGUUAAAUGGGCACCCAGUAGGAUUGUAAGCCUUUGCAGUUUAUUCUUGCUGGAAUGCUCCCCAGGGAGUGAAGAAAGUGCAUACUUCUCUGUGGACAAGCCAGGAUGCGAUGACCAGGAUACUAACAUAUUUGUGAAGUGCUUAGAGAAGUCAUUCCGAUGUAUUAAGCACUAUACAAAAGUGUGAUAUUUAUAUCAUUUGUUUAAAGUGUUCGUUAGGCGGGAGUCUUACAGAAGUACAGCAUGUAUUCUUACUGAGGGUGAUUGAGCUAGUGUUGUACCAUAGGACACAUGCCAGUUUUAAUGAUUAAGUCAAUUAUGUCAAAGAAAAGAGGUUGAAAUAGGAUCUACAGGGUAUUCUGUAUGACUGUGGGAAUCAUGCUUUUUGUCUCGCCUGAACAAAGUUCGGCAGAGACCUAGAAAUCACUUUUCCUGUUGGUGGUCAGUAAGUCUGUUAAAAAAUGUUCGUUUUUGUUCAACUUGCUUGUCUGUCUUUAUUUUUGCAUCAAUUAUGUUCAUACUUGGUACAUAUGAUCCUUGUGACCCCAUGAGAAUGAUGGGGUCAAAGGUCACCUACAUGUAGGGGUUAAAAGCUUGAAUUAUGUGAGGUCAUGUUCAUCCUUUUAUUAAAGUUUUUGUUCAACUUGCUCUCUUUUCUUUAUUUUAGCAUCAAUUAUGUUCAUAUUUGGUUAAAAUGAUCCUUGGGUAAAGUGUUCUUGAGGAUGAUGAAGUUAAAGGUCAUCUAGGGGUCAAAAGAUCAUAUUGCGUAGUUUAUUGAUCACAAAAUCAGGCGAGACUGAUGAUUCGUUAACCUCCUUAAUGCCUUAUAACUAAUUUAGAUAAUCGAGGGUGCACCUAAAUGUUCUUUCCUCAUGGUUUUUUAAAGACUUUUCUCACUAAACACACAUGCUCAAAACAAUAUCAUGAUGAUCAAGUAACUUUUAUUCUGGGACAAGUUAUGAAUUGAUGCAGAGGUAUGACAUAUCAGCCAAGGUCAUUUCUUUCAGAUGUUGACAUAUAAGGGCGGUCUCAGAUUUGAAUGAUCAUGUGUUACACAGAUACACACAUUUUACCAUGAUUCAAAUCCGAUCCUGGUUAUUUUAUCUGUUUCAUCAAGACGAAUUCAGGCAAAUUGAUAAAACAAACAUGACUGGAUGUGAAAUCUUCCCUAGAUUGGAGUCAUAAAAUCAAGUUAUCAAUUGCAAUAAGAGUUGCAAGCAAAUUCAACUCUUAACUUCAAUCACAAGUAAUGUAUUAAUACUAUCAACAAUUCCUCAUCCAAACAAACAACCCAAUAUAAUGUAUGAAUGAGUUGUUUCGUGUAUGACUUGUCAAACAGUGCUUGCAAUCCAAAAAUGAUAUCCCUAGUUCAUGCAAAGGGAUUUAAGCAGUUAACAAUGAAAGGGCUCUCCUGAAGCAGUCAAGAACCAUAUUUGUGUUUCUCUAUUAUGUAUGUAAAUUAUAGAUGUUAUAAAAACUUUAUGUUACAUUACGGCUAUAUAGUUAAGUGUGUGUUUUAUCAUAAUGAUCAAUAUAUCCAGUAAUGAUUAUUUGAAAUGCUAUGAAUCAUGUGUCCAAAUUAUUGAGAGCUAUAAUACUGAAUUACUUUUUGUUAAGCACUUUCACAUUUAAAUUCUCUUUUCUUUGCAUAUGUACUUUUUGGAUACAAAAUAAAUUCAUGAAUAUUAAGAACA